UCAGGCUGUGACUCAGCAGUUCCCAAACAAGUUGAUGCUGAUUUCCUUGAGACAUUGCUGUGUGAGGACCAACUCCAGCCCAAUCCCUUUUGUCUGAGAUUAACUCAGAUAACUGCAGCAUUCAGGUAGGUAUCCUUCUCCCAAAGCACGCCAUCCUUAAGAAUUUGGUGACCCCAGAUUUCCCAGCUCUCCACGUGACAGCAAACUGAGAUGUUUCAUUUCACUUCAUUUUUGUUGAAAAAUGAGAUAUUUCACAGCCUGAACUGGCUUUGACACCUGAUAUCGCUGACACUGAAUUGCUGCAGUGUAGGAAAAAGGCAGCAUAAAAUACCUGAUGAGAUGGCCAAAAUUAACCUUAAUCACCCAAAGUAACGUAUUUGAGCCAUAAAGCUCUCUCUGUGCAGAGCAGGUAGCUCUGAUACCAGGAGCAGCAGCUCCAGCUACAUGCUGGCUGGAACGCUGAGGUAGCUGCUGCCCCACUGCUCAGUGCAAGAUUGAGACCUCAAGAUCGGGGAAAAUCCCAAACAACCCCUGGUUUGGGAUUUUCCCUGAUAAUCUCUGCUCCUACUGUGGGGCAAUGCAGACAAGCUGAGCUAUUUAAUUCCCUUUCAAAAUAAGGUGGGUUUGUUUGUUUGUUUUGUCUGUGCGUGUGGUAACUGUUGAGUCAGGGCCUGGACCACUGAUUGAGCACUUGGGAAAGGAUCUGGUCAGCCCGGGGAGCACAGGUGAAGGCAAUUCAGUGGUAUAAUAGGAAGAAGUGGAGGCUGCUUGUACCUUUUUUUGAUCUCAUUGAAGGGCUGAGUGCCACUUGGGGAGGAUCUGUGAUUGGAGAUUUCUCCUUGGUGGUCUUUUCUGUGAGCCAGGAUCUUUGGAGGACUCGAUGGCGAGCGCUGCGUGAGCGGGCUGAGCACGCCGCGGGACGGAGCGCGCGGGUCGCCCGGUGGGCGUCGCGGUGGCCGCGGGCUGCCGCCUGCUAUGGAAGGCGAUGGAGGAGAGCGGGAAUCCCAGCCCGAGAGCCACGUGGAGAGCAGGAGCGGCGUGAAGCCCGUGCCCGGGGGAGCGGCCCACGCCAAGCUAGAGAUAAAGAAACACGCCGUCACGGAUGACUACAAGCUGUCCAAGCGGGUGCUGGGGUUAGGAAUCAACGGCAAAGUACUGGAGUGCUUCCACAAGGAGACGGGGCAGAAGUGUGCUCUGAAGCUCCUGUAUGACAACCCAAAAGCUCGUCUGGAAGUAGAAUAUCACUGGCGGGCAUCAGGUUGUCCCCACAUUGUCCACAUCCUGGAUGUUUAUGAGAACAUACAUCAUGGAAAGAGAUGCCUCCUCAUUGUCAUGGAAUGCAUGGAGGGAGGAGAGCUGUUUAGCAGAAUCCAGGAGAGAGGAGACCAAGCUUUCACCGAGAGAGAGGCCUCUGAAAUAAUGAGAGACAUCGGCACAGCCAUCCAGUAUCUGCAUUCAAUGAACAUUGCCCAUAGAGAUGUCAAGCCUGAAAACUUGCUUUACACAUCAAAAGAAAAGGAUACUGUACUUAAACUCACAGACUUCGGCUUUGCCAAAGAAACCACUGUACAAAAUGCGCUGCAGACCCCCUGUUACACUCCUUAUUAUGUGGCCCCAGAAGUCCUUGGUCCUGAAAAGUAUGACAAAUCAUGUGACAUGUGGUCUCUGGGUGUCAUCACAUACAUUCUCCUGUGUGGGUUCCCUCCAUUCUACUCGAACACUGGACAAGCUAUUUCUCCUGGGAUGAAGAGAAGAAUUCGAAUGGGGCAGUAUGGGUUUCCCAAUCCAGAAUGGGAUGAAGUGUCAGAAGAAGCCAAACAACUGAUUCGCCACUUACUGAAGACAGACCCAACAGAGAGGAUGACAAUUUCCCAAUUUAUGAAUCACCCUUGGAUUAACAGAUCCAUGGCAGUGCCACCAACGCCCCUCCAUACCGCACGGGUCCUGCAAGAGGAUAAGGACCACUGGGAUGAAGUUAAAGAGGAGAUGACCAGUGCUUUGGCUACCAUGAGAGUGGACUACGAUCAGGUGAAAAUUAAAGACUUGAAAACAUCCAACAACCGCCUCCUGAACAAACGCCGCAAGAAGCAGAAGCAGCCCGGCACCUCUUCUGCAGCCCCAGGGUGCAAUAACCAAUGAGGAAGAAGCCAAAGACCUGUGGGUGGAGGGUAAAUGUGUUAAAAGGAAAAUCUAAAAUGAACGAGUACAAUCAGCUCAGUUGACUGAGUACAGUCACAGAGACUGCAAAGAAUCUGUCCUGCAAAGAGGAAGCAGGAGGAAGAUAACAUUUUUUAAUCUUGAAUCAGGGUUUUGCUUAUAAAGGCUACUUCAUAUGAUGUGAUUCUGUUUGCAUAUUGCUAGGGAAAAUGUAACAAUACCAGAAAUAUUAUGGGACUUUGUUUUGGCUUUAAUUGUGUUGGGUGAGUGGAGAGAACAGGAGACAGUCUCAGCAUGUUAGUGUGCCGAGGCUUUAAUAGCCAUCUAUAAGAGUAACUUUUGCUGCCAUUUUAAAACUUGGGAAUAGAAAAAAUGCCAAGUGUUCUGCCAAGUGUUGUAGGGGUUCAACUGUGAGUACUGAAAAAGAAGAAAAAUGCCAAUGCUUUUUGUAUGAGUAGCACAGGUGCAGUUCUACUUUGGAUGUAUGUGGACAGCAUUUCGUGCUAGAAUAGAUAAGAAUAGUCAGUGUUUCCAAACGUAUCUCCUAUAGUUCCAGAAUAUCAUCUGAGCAGUGAACAGUUAUUCCUGUUUUAGGAAAAAAAAAGCAUCCAUAUAUUUCCAUUUUCACAGUCUUCAUGUAGUCUUACGUAAUUAUUUGGGUUUGUUGUAGUUUCUCCUCUAAUUACGCGCUCGUUUUAUAAAUGUAACCAUUAUGCUGCAUCUAUACCACUGUCAGAUCCCUCUCUUGUGAUGUUUUUAAUUUAAACAGUACUUCAUGCCAAGAGUUUUAAUUAGGAUUUAAUUAGUCACAAGUGUGCUGCCGAGCAUGUUACGGUUCCUCAUGGAUCCGCAGUGUCCGCGGGGUGCAGCUGGACACACAGCUGUGUAUGGGAGAUGGGUCUGGAAGAGAGACCAAUGGAAUUCAGAAGGAAGUGGCACCUUCUGCAAGUGACCUCCAGCGUCUGCCAGCAUCCCUUCUGCAGGUCCCCUGCCUGACGUGCACUAUCCUUCCAGUUCUGACGUGCUGGGAUUACUUUGUUAUUGGGAGCAAAGAAGGAGAGUUUGCUGCUUUAUUUCUGAUGUUUUGACAGUGUUUCUGGAUCCAAAGAUUUCCAUCACCUGUGGGAAGCCACCUUUAAGGAUAUGCACCCAUUUUUUUUUUUUACUAUUCUAAUUCUUGUUUUAUCGUAUCCUAGCCUUGGUUUGCUAAUUUGUUUUACUUCGUGAUCAAAAUAUUUUCUCUUGCUAUAUGAUGUAGGGUUUUUUUAGUUGAGGUAAAGCAAAUGUUUGUAAAAUAUUAUCAGAGUCUAGAAUGAAAAUUAUACGCUUCCAGUGGUGCGGGCGAAAGCUGCUUUGUGGUUGGCACACACGGUGCUGUUGUGUUAACAGCCUGAGAAGGAGGCUGAAAGACAAGGAAAGCAGGGCUGGGGGGGUGAGGUUCAGAUCUGACCGCAGCACGGCUUUGUUGCGCCCGGCAGAGACCUGCAGGCUUCCGACCCUCCUGGAGAGCCCCGUUCCCAUCUUACAGCAUUGGACGAGGCCUCCGUCCUUCUGUGUUGAGCUAGGGUUUUAUAAACGGAUUUUAAUAAACCACGUUUCAACA
Messenger RNA from Phasianus colchicus (ring-necked pheasant), 3760 nucleotides. It is a transcript of the gene MAPKAPK3, whose product is annotated as MAPK activated protein kinase 3. NCBI's taxonomy places the organism in Eukaryota, Metazoa, Chordata, Aves, Galliformes, Phasianidae. Gene Ontology annotation, biological process: protein phosphorylation. The record is from RefSeq and is a predicted model, not a curated record. Gene Ontology annotation, molecular function: protein kinase activity; ATP binding.